AUGCCCUUGACUUGGGUGUCCUGGAGCAAGCAGACCAGUGCUUCUGAAUCGAGUGCCUCAGCCGCCAACCAGCGAACGGCCCCUGCCGGCCCACCUGUCCCAGCUCUGCUCGGCGGCCGCAGUCCGAGCAUGUCGUGGCAUCGUACAUACUUGUCGCACUUGGAGAGUUUCUCGGGCGGGGCGGGCAGCGACGACAAGCUCGCAGCCAGCAAUGCAGAGCUGGAAAGGCUGCAGAAGCAGUGGCAGAUCCGGCGGUCUGUGUGGGAGCUGAUGGGAAAGAUCGAGGAGAGCCCAAAGAAGGAGCCGGCACGAGCGAUCUUUGAGAAGUCGGGCUUGGCUGAGGCUAUUCCGGUGCCCCCGGUCGGAGGCCUCGCGGCCGGGGAGCCUGGAACGGAGGAGUGGGUGCUCAAGCUGGUUUGGCUGCUCCGGACCGUGAACUUUGCGGUGCCUUACUCAGCAGUCGGCGAGUUCUUCGGUCAGCCGAAGGAGGACAGUGAGAAGGCCGUCACUUCUUUCGCCGAGACCUUCGAUUGGGGAGCAGCAGAUAUCGAGAAGGCUUUGCGGAGCUUCCUUGAGGCUUUUCUCCUGCCGAAGGAGGGAACUUGA
This is a messenger RNA of Symbiodinium sp. CCMP2592, 606 nucleotides long. The record is from the annotation of a GenBank genome assembly. Lineage: Eukaryota; Dinophyceae; Suessiales; Symbiodiniaceae.